AUUAUUUAAAAAAUAUGGUUGGCCUCAACUUGACAAAAUUUGCUUUGGAGCUUUUGUUUUCUUUUCAAAAACUCAUAAUAAAAUUAAAUUAUGGAGUAAAUUUAUUAUUUUGAAUUUUUGAUUAUUUUUAAAAGAUAAAAUAAAAAAUAAAAAAAUCUAAGGGACUUUUAUGAAGACGGAAAAGACUCGUAGGUUGGGGUCCAAAUACGAUCACCCUAAAAAGUCCAAAUCCAAAGUUCAAACUUUGUUUCCAUCUCCAUCUUCAUCAUCCGAACAAAAAUUUUUUUCCCCAUUUCUCCCUCUUGUUGAAAACCUAAACCCUAAAAAUUCUUCAAAAGAGAAGAAAAGGACGAAAAUUAAUUAGACCGAAUUGCAUUGGUCUAUCGGAGCGGUGAGAUAAGAAAAGAAACGACAUGUCGUGGCUGAGAACGGCGGUGAACAAAGCGGUGGAGGUUGGAAACAAGAAUAACCUCACUCGAAACAUCAAGAACUAUGCCGAUACCGUUGUUCACCAUGCUGGUCAAGCUGUUGCUGAAGGAGCCAAACUCUUUCAAGAUCACAUUGGGUCUCGGAGUCUCAGGAGUGUAAAGCAAACUGUGAAAAGAUUGGAGGAAGCAGUAAUCUCCUGUAGGGGUUCUGAGAGAGUUAUGCUGCUGAGAAGAUGGUUGGUUGCACUCCAAGAAAUUGAGCAGUUAUCCGGAGGUUCAUCAGAAGGGGGUCAAAAGAGCCUUGAGCAAAUUUUUGCUUAUGAAGAAGCAAAGGAGAACCUAAAAAGGCCAUCUAUGGUCUUAUAUUAUGACUCCGAUAUUGGGGGUGCACCGAUGAAUUUUCGAGAGGUUUUUCUUCAAAGCCAGGCUUUGGAGGGCAUAACAAUAUCUAUGAUUAUUGAAGCACCCAAUGAUGAAGAAAUUUCUCUGCUACAGGAGAUGUUUGGGCUCUGCCUCACUGGAGGAAAAGAAGUUCACAAUGCAAUAGUGAGUAGUAUACAGGAUCUAGCUACUGCUUUUUCUGGCUACCAAGAUGAAGUGCUGGUGAAGCGGGAGGAACUGCUUCAAUUUGCCCAAAGUUCGAUAACAGGAUUAAAAAUCAGUGCUGAUCUUGUAAGAAUGGAUAUUGAAGCUUCUGAUCUGAAGAAAAAACUCAAUCAGAUGAGUGCUUCCCAGAAGCUUCCACAAGAAGGUCAUGAUAAUGCCUCUGAAAAGACUACUGAAGUGACUAUUGAGGCUCUGAAAGAAGCACUUGUAGAAAUACGAAUCUUUUCCACAUUGGAAGGAAUUUUGCUGAAAAAGAAGUCUCUAAACAAUGGAGACUCUCCUGAGAUUCAUGCUCAAAAGGUUGAUAAAUUGAAGGUCUUAUCAGAAUCUCUUGCCAACUCCAGUGCGAAAGCCGAGAAACGCAUUGCUGAUCACAGACUUCAGAAGGAGGAGGCCUUAACUGUUCGUGUGGCCAAAGCCAGUGAAGCUGAUGGAAAAGAGAAGGAAAUAGUAGCUGAGAUUUCACAGCUUGAGAAACAAAGAGAUGAGCUUGAAGCAGAGCUGAAAAAGGUUAAUAUCUCGUUGGCUGCUGCUAAUGCGCGUCUACGCAAUGUCACGGAAGAAAGAUAUCAAUUUGAUGAAGCUAACAAUCAGAUCGUUGCCCAUUUGAAAACAAAGGAAGAAGAACUGUCAAAAUCCAUUUCUGCAUGUAGAGUAGAAGCUGAAGUUCUCCAUACAUGGAUUAAUUUCUUGGAAGAUACUUGGCUUCUUCAGUCCUCAUACGCAGAUACAAAGAACAAGCAAGUCAAUGAGGAAUUGGAGCAACAUGAGGAUUAUUUUGUGAACUUGGCCAUUACUCUUCUCUCUGCUUACAAGAAAGAGCUGGGCCCUUCCAUUGACCGUAUUGGUAAAUUUGUGGAGAACCUGAAGAAGUUGAGUGAGAGAUCAGAGAUGGCAUCUAGCCCAAGUAAUGAGUAUAUCAAUGAAUUAAACCCCAGGAAACAUCUUGAGGAGGAAUAUUUGGAUUAUGAAGCCAAGAUUAUAACCACCUUCAGUGUGGUGGAUAACAUGAAAGAACAGUUUUAUGCUAAGCAUGGGGCAAUUUCAAGGAAGGAUGAUCCUAAGGUUAAAGAGCUAUUUGAUGAUGUUGAAAAGUUAAGAACGGAAUUUGAAGCUAUUGAAAGGCCAACUUUAGAAAUGGAGAAUCCAAAGGUUGAUACUCCUGAAGAAAAGCCGGAGGAAACUUUAUCUCCACGCCGAACUCUGGAAUCAACACAACCUAAACUUGAUACAAAGGAGAAUCCUGAAACACAGCCGGUGCUAGACCCUUCAGCAGAACUAGCAAGGCUGGAGUCUGAGUUUGGGAAAGUUAGCCAAGACUACUCGACGGAGGAGAUAGGUGAUUGGGAAUUUGAUGAACUUGAAAGGGAGUUGAGAUCUGGUGAUUUUGCAUCAGGCAAAUAGAUCAGAUAAAUUAGCCUUGUUGAAACUGUAAUCCGCAGUCAAAAAUAUCUGAUAUGUAGGCAAGCACCUGUACUAGUCUGUGUCAUAUCUAUCUGCCAAAAAGCUGCAUUUUAGAAACAAGCUUUUCACUGUAACUUCUGUAACAUUGGAUUGGGUUCCAAUUUGUUGAUUCUUCUGUAAAUACUUUCAACCUGUAAUAUGGAAUUUAUGAAACAAAUGAAUCAGUAUCGGUUGUAGAACCUAUCAGUUUACAGGAUAAUUUAUCAAGCCUUUAGCAACUUACAGGUCUGAUAUGUGAAAGGGGUUGGAUUAAGCUGAUAUGACAGGUUCAGCCCUCUUCCCUAGCAUGUCCACAAAACAUUGCUUCUUUGAUUCAAAGUGGAAUCCAUCACCAGAAAAAAAAUAAGAAAAGAGAAAUGAUUAUAUGUUUUCUGUGAAGGACAAGUCACUUCGGUGAUUUUUGGGUGAAUGGUGAACAACAUGAAAGGAACAUUAGCUGUAUGGAAAAAGGUUUCCUGAUAUAGAAAUUCCAAUUUGUCUUGUCUUUAGAAUAACAACAUUAUUUUGCAAGGGGCCUCCAAUGCUUUCAACACCAGGGUACAGAACCUAGUGGGAUGUGAGUUUUCGAACCCCAAAAUCUCCUUCCAAAAGGCAGGUCCAAAAUGAUUUAGCAAAAAAGUUUUUGCUAGCAACUGUGUCGUCGCUGUUGAAGAGUUUUUCUGCUUUUUCUGGUGCUGGUAGGAUACCCGGCAAUGGUGUCCCUCCGGUCGAGCUUGAACCCCUGAAAUCCUCAUUUUCUGGGUGGUGGGUCAUUCGGACUAAUACAUCUAUGGCUAUCCCUUGAUCAUAUUAUUGGCUCGAUAUUUGACAUGCCUGUCUUCAUUAUCAGUUAUCCCAUGUAUUCACUAUCAAAUUCAAGUUCUAUGGUGACGUUAACAAACCAUGUUACUCUCAUAGUACAGUUCUUGUAACUUUACUUUCAAACUUAUCAUGAAAUCGUUGCGAAAUGGUAUC
Molecule: messenger RNA, 3452 nt
Organism: Durio zibethinus
Lineage: Eukaryota; Viridiplantae; Streptophyta; Magnoliopsida; Malvales; Malvaceae
Source: RefSeq, a predicted model, not a curated record